UCCAAAUUAAAUUCAGGGCUGGCUUGAAUCUAUGAUCUUGCUUUGACGACACCUCAAAACGGUGUAGUCUUCAACAAUCCCCCCAUUGCCAAGCAAUCCAUUUUCCAUUCAAUUAUAUAAUCCCUUCUUUCUCCUUCUUCCUCUUCUUCUUCUUCUUCUUCUUCUUCUUCUUCCAGAUCUUCUCAAAAACUUCUUAAUUCCCCUGUUUCUGAUCAAACCCACAAAUCCCAACACCUUGAAAGUUCCAUUUUGGUGGUGGUGGAUGGCAAAAACCAACAAAUACACCUCCAUCAAUUUCAAUCACAUCUACGACAAGAAUCUCUCCCCCAAUUCCAAAACUGGCAACAAUCCCUCUAAGAACCCAUCUUCUUCUUCUUCUUCUUCUUCUUCUUCUUCCUCCUCUUUUGCCUCUGCAACUUAUUCUUCCAUUUCUUCCCCUAACAAGUCCCAUGGCCGCAUGCUUGUCCUGACCCGUCCUACCCCCAAACCCAUCACCUCGCCGCCACCCCUUUCCCCUCAACCCCAAUAUCGACCCCCAUCCGCCGAUCAUCGUCCAGUUCCGGAUCAGACCCGUCCUCCGCAAUCCGAUUCCGAUUCGAUAUCUCUUCGCCCUCUCGGACGGACCGGUACGGGCGGGAUCGCUCCCUCUCCGAUUCCGAGCUUGGAGAAGGACAAGGAGAUUACCCCUCCGGCGGCUGUGACGUUGCAUAAACCGGAGAAAUUUGUGCCACCUCAUCUCCGUGCGGGGUUCGUUGGGAAGGAGGAGAGACCUGUGAACGUUGGGAUCCGAUCUAGGGAAGCGAAUCAGAGGCAGUACGGGAAUUAUGGGUCUCCGAGCCGGUAUGGUGAAGAUGGGCGGCCGAAAUCCGGCGGUGGGUAUGAGAGGAUGAAAGGGGCGGGUGAGGCAAAUCUGGGGGCGAUGGUGAAUCGGCCAAGAUCCAGUGGGAAUCGCCCGAGUUCUAGUGGAUGGGCUCUGUGGAGAUGAAUCAAUCCCUUUAAUCUCGUGAAUAAAUGAUAGAGCAGAGGGGUCUUUUUGUUGUUCUCUGUUUUUAUACUGCUGAGUGCUCUGCUGGCCAAUAACGUAUUCUUCUGAAGCUGGAUACUUUUCCAAGGAUGAAAGUGGAUUACAUUUGAAGCACAAGCCAUGCUGCUCAGCACCCAUCUUUUAUCCUUCUGGAAUCGGUAUUCGUCAUCAGAAUUUUUAUUUUUUUAGAAUUCAUAGUCAUGGAAGAUGAACAGAUACCACCAAGGUGACAAGAUCUCAACAAUGAAGUGACAUCAAAUUCAGAUUGUUAUACCCCAAGGAAAUGAAGUUUCAGCAUUCAUCCCUUUACUGAUUGGUAGUUUGGCUUUUUCACCCCCUCUUCUGUAUUUAUGGAAAGGGAAAGAAAGUCGUUUUGGAAUGUAGAACUGACCAGUGUUAUGCGUUGUCGUCCUCAUCGUUGUCAUUGUCGUUUUAACUGCUUUUAGAUCAGGCUUAGCAUCUUGUGUGUAGGAUGCUCCUGUGUUUUUCAGUUUUUAUCUAAGUUUGUAAAAUAAAGAUUCUUCUUGUGUGAGGAUAUUAGGUUUCAUUCAGUUUAUAAUGAACUGGCCAUUCUAAUGCAACUGCAGGUACAAAUAA
Messenger RNA from Benincasa hispida (wax gourd), 1621 nucleotides. RefSeq names its product proteophosphoglycan-like protein. NCBI's taxonomy places the organism in Eukaryota, Viridiplantae, Streptophyta, Magnoliopsida, Cucurbitales, Cucurbitaceae. The record is from RefSeq and is a predicted model, not a curated record.